Messenger RNA from Hyaloscypha bicolor E, 1677 nucleotides. RefSeq lists its product as uncharacterized. The record is from RefSeq and is a predicted model, not a curated record. Lineage: Eukaryota; Fungi; Ascomycota; Leotiomycetes; Helotiales; Hyaloscyphaceae. The transcript has a single exon. Bases 1 to 1677 code for a protein of 558 amino acids.
AUGAGUAAUCCCUGGAAUCCCGGCAGUUUUGCACAAUUUCCAUGGACAGCAUUCGCUGCUCUCCUUGGGGCAAUCGGCGGUGUAGCAGGCUCGGCCGCGGUCCUCAUAGUCUCUGACGGGAUUGCCAUUACGGAAUGGACCUUCCAACCCACGGUGUAUCUGUCUAUUAUUUCAACAAUUACCAAUAUUAUGGUACGCUAUGCCCUAGCUCGAGGAUUGACUACGGCUUGGUGGGCGCGCGCACUGAAAGCGAAUACGAAAAUUUCAGACCUUCAUCAGCUCUGGAAAACGGGAAAUAGCGUACUAGCAGCACUCACGAUCGGGGGAAACUUUAAUUUUGUUACACUAGCUUCCGUCAUUGUGGCAAUUUCCCCCAUCAAUGGCCCAUUACUACAACGGGCUUCACGAGUAGCGAUCGUGUAUGUGCAGAGUGGCCUGACGUUAUCGAUUGCACUCGCUCCCCGGGUACCAACCGGCUACACUGGAAUAAUAGAAGGGCGAGGAUAUACUCCAUCAUUUUUCAUGCAAGACUUCACGCCCGUGGUCAACAGCUUCUAUGACCGUUUGGCCAUUCAAAUAAAAAACACAAGUUGUAUUGGCACUUGCUCGAUGACAGUCGUCGGAGCCGGGUUCGCGGUCAACUGCUCUUCCUACGAAACCAAUUUUAACCUCACUAUUUACGCUCCCCCAAACACGACUUAUAACAGCAAUCAAUCCCUGGUGUCUGAGGGCGUUGAUUUGUUCCAAAGCACCAUCAAUUGGUCACCGUAUGAUCCUGGUAACUUACACACUGCCGUACAAUUCAAACCCGAUGCGACGUGUAACAUAAGUCGACUCAUAGUGAGGAACUGCACGUUGAGGCCAGCAACAGUACAAUACAAUGCAGUAAUCGACGGAAAUCAAAGCACGAUCUCCCUUCUCGCAAACUCAACCAUCUACGACGACGCGAUUCAAAGCCUCUACAACAUUCAGGAGUCCUAUCAAUCUGGGGAUAACAGUACACUUGGAGGGUUUUAUUUGGCCCUGGCGAACCGCUUCAACUCGUGGGCUAACGUCAAAUGGGCUGGCGCAAUAGGGUAUUACCUCCUUACAUCAGGGGUAACCGCAAAUCAAUUCAUCGAUUCCAACAGUACUGCUAGCUCGGCCCACUUGGAGAACUUUUGUAAUAUUUCAUUCGGAGAUCCAACGGACAGCUUGCUAGCUAACGCUCGGGAGUUGAUGUUCCGAACGGCGAUCGCUGCUGCCAAUUCCUCCGAUAUUCAAUCUAUGCCUGCCAUACAAGUUGCAAGCGUGGCCUUAUAUCAAUCCCAUUACCUUUAUCUUGCACUUGCGAGUGGCUUUACUUUGCUGUCGAUCAUCUUGGUUAUCCCCACGUUCUCUGGUUAUUGGAACCUUGGCCGAAAGGUCUCGAUGAGUCCCAUUGAGAUUGCCAAGGCUUUCAAUGCACCUAUCUCGAGACAGGCGGACUCGAAUGCAGAGGCUGAACAAUUGAUCAAGGGAUUGGGAGAGAUAGAUGUAAGGUAUGGUGUGGUGUCGACUGGGACUGAAAUUGAUGAUUCGGAACGUCCCAAGCAAGGAGUUUUGUAUACGGAAACAGACAUUUCUCGUAGGAGGUUGGAGAUUGCACCUUCGCAACUUGUUACGAAGCCUGAGAAGAGAUAUGUUUAUGCGGGAUAA